AUCAUUGAUGAAGAGGUUGAGAUCAGGGCAAACUAGGCAAAUCUCUCCAAGCUUUCCUCCAACUCUCAGUUAAUACAGCUUACGAAGAUGACUGCUGCUGUUGUCCCGUCCUGCUUUCAGCUUGGAGCACACACACUCUCUAUUCCAGUUAGUCUCCACGCAACCAAUAGGAAGCGGUUAUGUGAGCAUCUGAAAAAACUUAAAGGUGUGCCAGCAGGAACAAUGGUUUUGCUACAGGGGGGAGAGCAAAGUCAGCGAUACUGCACGGAUACCGAUGUUGUUUUUCGGCAGGAAUCCUAUUUUCAUUGGACCUUUGGUGUUCUAGAAGCUGACUGUUUUGGUGUUGUAGAGGUGGAUACAGCUCGUGCAAUCUUGUUUUUUCCACGUCUGCCUCCAGAAUAUGCGAUAUGGAUGGGAAAGAUUCAUAGCCAGGAACACUUUAAGGAAAAGUAUGAAGUGGAUGAGGUGUAUUAUACAGAUGAGAUAGCUGAAGUACUACAGAAGAAGUCUCCAUCUGUUCUCUUGACUCUUCGAGGUCUCAACUCAGAUUCAGGUCAUUACUGCAGAGAAGCAGCAUUUGAUGGCAUUAGCAAGUUUAAAGUGGAUAACAAGAUUUUGCAUCCAGAGAUUACUGAAUGUCGUGUUUUCAAGACACCUCAGGAAUUAGAAGUGAUGCGCUAUGUCAACAGGGUCAGCAGUGAGGCACAUAAAGAGGUAAUGAAGCAUGUGAGACCUGGGAUGACAGAAUUUGAAAUGGAAAGCUUGUUCCAGCACUUCUGCUAUUCUCUGGGUGGAUGUCGGCAUAUGUCCUACACAUGUAUUGGAGCAAGUGGUCAUAACUGUGCUACUCUUCAUUAUGGCCAUGCAGGAGCACCAAAUGACAAAAAGAUCCAUGAUGGAGAUAUGUGCUUGUUUGACAUGGGAGGAGAGUACUAUUGCUAUACAUCGGACAUCACGUGUUCUUUUCCAGCCAAUGGGAAGUUCACAGAUGAUCAGCGUAAUAUUUAUGAAGCUGUAUACAAAGCCAGCCGUGCAGUCAUGGCAGCUGUUAAACCUGGUGUAAAGUGGCCUGAUAUGCACCGUUUGGCAGAACGUGUCCAGCUGCAGUGUCUUAAAGACAUGGGGCUGUUGCAGGGGGACUUGGAUGAAAUGAUGAAGGUUCAUCUUGGGGCUGUUUUUAUGCCUCAUGGACUGGGACAUUUUAUGGGAAUUGAUACUCAUGAUGUUGGGGGAUACCCAGAGGGUACCGAACGGUUAAAAGAACCAGGCCUUCGCUCGCUCAGAACCACUCGUGUAUUAGAAGAGGGAAUGGUACUGACCAUUGAGCCAGGACUUUAUUUCAUUAAUGCCACUUUGAAUCCUGCUUUGGAAAACCCUAAGACGGCGCGCUUCUUCAAUCAAGAAAUGCUGCAGCGAUUCAGAAAUUUUGGAGGGGUUCGAAUUGAAGAUGAUAUUGUGGUGACGUCAGAUGGUAUGGAACUGAUGACGUGUGUUCCACGUACUGUGCAAGAAAUCGAGGCUCUGAUGGCAGAGGGAGCGAAUCUCCCGCCCCAUUUUUCCCCGUCCGUUCCAUCCCAAGUAGCAAAUUAAGUUAUGACAUAUAUCUUUGCACUUGUACCACCACCGUAUCAUAAGCAACAUCGUGCAUGUCUGAUCAUCACAAUCAAAGUGAUUCACACAAGUUAAAAUGUUAGUCCUCUACGGUGGGAAAAAUCUUUGUGGCGAUGCUUACAGUUUUACCAAUCAUUUUCUUGUCUUGAGUUAAUGUGAUUGAGUGAGAAAUACAUAUCACGCAUAAGGCUUAAAGUUUUAGUUAUAAAAUCAACAAAUCAUCCAUACAGCGUCAUACAGAAAGAUGGAGACACGAAAGGAAACAUCAACUUGGAACAUUGUUUGAUUUAAUACCAAAUUCUCCCAGCUAAAUUGUAAGAAAUGUUUGCUAGACAGUAAGGAGAAUUGACACCCUAGGAGUGAAAGGGUGAAGCAAUGUUCCUGAUGAGGCGCAUGAUUGAUUCAGAGAUAGAAGGCUUGACUGGUGUAAUUUACGCAAGCGUAGAAUUAGAAAAUUGCUAAACAAAAUUUGAUCGAAAACAAACUGUAGGUUUGAAAGUAAGAAAUAAACACAGACAUCCAUUUUAUUACGUCGUGUUUUCAUCCUAAGUCUUACUUGAAGAAAAUUUGACAGUAUUUGUCACAUGUAAUUAAAGAAAGGUCGCUAAACUAAAUUAAAUGUAUUUUGAAAUAAAAUAAUGCAUACUUUUUA
Messenger RNA from Stylophora pistillata, 2263 nucleotides. RefSeq names its product xaa-Pro dipeptidase. Lineage: Eukaryota; Metazoa; Cnidaria; Anthozoa; Scleractinia; Pocilloporidae. Gene Ontology annotation, molecular function: metalloaminopeptidase activity; manganese ion binding. The record is from RefSeq and is a predicted model, not a curated record.